This is a messenger RNA of Anopheles cruzii, 1026 nucleotides long. The record is from the annotation of a RefSeq genome assembly. NCBI's taxonomy places the organism in Eukaryota, Metazoa, Arthropoda, Insecta, Diptera, Culicidae.
AUCAAGAAAAUUUCUAAUAAUAUUUUUUUUUUUACUUUAAUUUUUGGAACUUUUAUAACAAUUUCUUCAAAUUCUUGAUUAGGAGCAUGAAUAGGGUUAGAAAUUAAUUUAUUAUCUUUUAUCCCCCUAAUAAAUGAUAAUAAAAAAAAUUUAUUAACAUCAGAAAGAUCAUUAAAAUACUUUUUAAUUCAAGCUUUUGCUUCUUCAAUUUUAUUAUUUGCAAUUAUUAUAUUACUAUUUUUUUAUAAUAAUAAUUUUUAUUUAAUUAAUAAAAUUAAUGAAGUUCUAAUUUUAUCUACUUUAUUAUUAAAAAGUGGGGCAGCCCCCUUUCAUUUUUGAUUCCCUGAAGUAAUAGAAGGAUUAAGAUGAAUUAAUGGAUUAAUUUUAAUAACAUGACAAAAAUUAGCUCCUAUAAUAUUAAUUUCUUAUAAUUAUAUAUACAAUUUUUUUAUAAUAUCAAUUAUUUUAUCUAUAUUAAUUGGAUCUUUAAUAGGAUUAAAUCAAACCUCCUUACGAAAAUUAAUAGCAUUUUCUUCUAUUAAUCAUUUAGGAUGAAUGUUAUUAGCAAUAAUAAAUAAUGAAUUAAUUUGAUUAUCUUAUUUUUUCUUCUAUUCUUUUUUAUCUUUUUCUAUUAUUAUUUUAUUCAAUAAUUUUAAAUUAUUUUAUUUUAACCAAAUUUUUAAUAUUAGUAUAAUAAAUCCAAUUAUUAAAUUAUUAAUUUUUUUAAAUUUUUUAUCUUUAGGAGGAUUACCUCCAUUUUUAGGCUUUUUACCAAAAUGAUUAGUUAUCCAAAAUUUAAUUAAUAUAAAUCAAUUAUUUAUUUUAACUAUUAGAGUUUGUUUAACUUUAAUUACUUUAUAUUUUUACCUUCGUCUUUCUUACAGUAUUUUUAUAUUAAAUUUCAAUAAAAAUUCUUGAAUGUUAAUGAAUAACUUUAGCAAUAAAAAUAUAACUUUUAUUUUAACUAUAAAUUUUUUUUCUAUCAUAGGGUUAAUAAUUAUUUCAUUAAUUUACCUAAUUUUAUAA